This is a messenger RNA of Camarhynchus parvulus, 830 nucleotides long. It is a transcript of the gene TMIE, whose product is annotated as transmembrane inner ear. The record is from RefSeq and is a predicted model, not a curated record. Bases 105 to 830 code for a protein of 241 amino acids. Lineage: Eukaryota; Metazoa; Chordata; Aves; Passeriformes; Thraupidae. The transcript has 4 exons.
GCGCCGCUGGAAAAGCCAGGCCGGGACUUUUCCCGAGAUCCCCCCAAAAAAUUCCAGGCUCGGCAGGCGAGGGGGAAAAUCCCGGCAGGAGAAGAGAAGAGAAGAUGGCGUGGGAUCCGAGCUGGGAAUUUUUGGGAUUUUCCUGCCUCGUCCUGCUCCGAUCCCGACUUUCCCUGGCGCAGCUGAUCGAGGCCACCACGGCGCCUCCCAAGAAGAAGCCGGACCCGGUGACGUCGGAGACCGUGGUGAUCUGGGGGCUGCGCCUCUGGCAGGUGGUCGGGAUCUUCGCCCUCUUCGUCCUCUCCAUCAUUAUCACCCUGUGCUGCAUCUUCAAGUGCCGGAUCCCGCGCACGCGGAAGGAGAUCGAGGCGCGCUACGCCCAGCGCCAGGCGGCCAAAAACUACGCGGACAAACUGGAGACGGUGCCGCCCCUGGGAGAGCUCACCGAAAUCCCCGGAGCUCAGGUUCCAGAAGAAAAAAAAGAGGAAGAAGUUCCCACUGUGUCUGGAAAAGUGGACAAGGCUCAGGGAAAGAAGGAUGGAUCCAAAGACUCCAAGAAAAAGGAUGGGGAGAAGGAGCAGAAGGAAGAAUCCAAGAAGGAAGGGAAGGACGGAGCCAAAAAAAAAGACGGAGAAAAGGGGGAGAAAGGGGAAAAAGGAGGAAAAGAGGAAAAAGGAGGGAAAGGAGAAAAGGGGGAAAAGGAAAAGGACACAAACGACAAGAAACAAGGGAAAAAGGGGGAAAAAGAAGGUGAAGCUGGAAAAUCUGGAGGUGCCAAAACCGAUGGAAAAGCCGGUGGGAAUUCCAAAGCUCCAGCAAAGAAGAAGUGA